Cryphonectria parasitica EP155 is the source of this 171-nucleotide messenger RNA. RefSeq lists its product as uncharacterized. The annotation marks the transcript as partial. The record is from RefSeq and is a predicted model, not a curated record. The transcript has a single exon. NCBI's taxonomy places the organism in Eukaryota, Fungi, Ascomycota, Sordariomycetes, Diaporthales, Cryphonectriaceae.
UUUCUAAUUAUUAAAAAGAAUAAUAGCUUAUGUUUGAUUAAUGAUAUUCAAAAAUAUAAUAAGUAUAGCUUCAAGAAUGCUUUCAUGCUGCUUAUCUUAGAUGAAUUCUCGGAGGAGUUUGCUAUAUGCAAGAUUCUUUUACUGCUCAACUUCUUUUCCGGAUAUAAUUAA